CAUAAUGAAAAGGUUGGAGUCGAUGAAUACUAUGACAUCGUCGAUCUGGUGGGGCUUCGGAUUCUAUUGGAUUGUCAUGGGUGGCCAUGCACUUCUACAAGAUUCUCCCCGGCUUUACUGGUUAACCGUGGUCUUUCUAGCCUUUGACUUGUUCUUUAUUCUCUUUUGUAUUGGGAUGGCAUGUGUUGUUUUCUUCUCUCUUUGUUGCUGCAUUCCAAUUGUAGCAUUUGCAUAUGCCAUGACUGCCAGAGAAGGUGCCUCAGAAGAGGAUAUCAGGACUCUUCCCAAGUAUACAUUUCGUCAGGCUCCGGUACUUGGGACUUUUGACCGUGCCAAAGAACGAGAACUUGUCGGGGCAAAAUUGGAGUUAGAUACCAACCACCGCAUCAAAGAACUUGCUCUUCAUCCAGAGGAUUCGGAAUGUUGCAUUUGCCUUUCGCGAUACGAAGAUGGGACUGAGCUCUACACUCUUCCCUGUAACCACCAUUUUCAUUGUGGGUGCAUCAGCAAAUGGCUUCGGAUAAAUGCAACCUGCCCGCUCUGCAAGUCUAACAUCCGUCGGGGCGAUACAUUGGUUUGAGCAUUGCAAACCCAGCUGAGAAUCUGAAAGUUGGCAUAUUUCAAUUUCAGGUCAGAUGCUUUGUAGAUCUCUGCCAACUAAUGGUUUUUAGGAACAGAGAGGGUGGGGAAUAGGAUUUUAGCUGACUCCAACCUCUGGAGAAGAUGUUUAGUUUUCUCAAACCCCAUCUGUGGACAGAAGUUAAUCCUUUUUUUAUUUUUUUACUUCACUUUUAACAGGUGUGGGCUUUGAUUAUAUGUAUGUAAAUUGAUAGGAAAAGGUCAUGUGCCUCUAAUUUAAUCUGCUCUGUGUAAAAUUUUCUUGCUUCUCAA
Molecule: messenger RNA, 891 nt
Organism: Momordica charantia (bitter melon)
Lineage: Eukaryota; Viridiplantae; Streptophyta; Magnoliopsida; Cucurbitales; Cucurbitaceae
Source: RefSeq, a predicted model, not a curated record